This is a messenger RNA of Penicillium psychrosexuale, 2040 nucleotides long. RefSeq lists its product as uncharacterized. Lineage: Eukaryota; Fungi; Ascomycota; Eurotiomycetes; Eurotiales; Aspergillaceae. The record is from RefSeq and is a predicted model, not a curated record. Gene Ontology annotation, biological process: amine metabolic process. Gene Ontology annotation, molecular function: copper ion binding; quinone binding; primary methylamine oxidase activity. The coding region runs from base 1 to 2040 and encodes 679 amino acids. The transcript has 3 exons.
AUGGCCACUCAUCCCCUUGACCCCGCUCUUCCCGAAGAGAUUCAACUUGCUACGGACUUGGUCAAAGGCAGCUACCAAGGUGUAGAUCUGCACUUCAAGGCUGCAGGCCUCGAAGAGCCACCGAAGGAUAUACUUGUCAAGUUUUUGGAGGCCGAGCGCAACAAUCAGCCACUCCCAGCGAUUCCUCGUUGCCUAUUCCUCAUCUGGUAUAUCAAGAGAUCUCCUCGUCUUUUCGAGGCCAUUGUCGAUGUCACCAACAAGCAGUUUGUUCAUCAUGUUGAGCUCCCGCGAGACUUCCAUGGACCUGUUGACCGAUCCGAGAUGAACGAGGCUGCCCAAGUCACCAUGGCCGAUCCACGCGUGAAAGCGGAAAUACAAAGACUCAAGAUCGACGACACCACUGUGGUCCUCGAUCCCUGGGACUAUGGAGUUGAUGGCGAGGAUACCCAGACUCGCCAUACUCAGGUUUUCAUGUACAUGCGAAACCCCGAGAACAAUGAUCCGGAUUCAAACCACUACUGUUUCCCUUUGGAUUUCAUGGUGAUUGUGAAUCUCUGCACUAUGCAAGUCGAGAAGAUCGUCCGUCUGCCACUAGGAAGUGAUCAAGCCGCGACUCCCGUCGGCUCAUCUGUUCCACACCGUCGUACCCAACCCGUGGAGCCCGAAUACGACCACCGAUUGCAGAAGAACCCUCCUCGUACAACCCUGAAGCCUUACCAGGUCUUGCAACCCGAAGGUGCUUCGUUUACUGUCGUGGGCCAGCUUGUCGAGUGGGAAAAAUGGCGUUUCCGCGUGGGUUUCAACUGGCGUGAAGGCUUAACCCUUCACGAUCUCUCAUUUGAUGGCAAGAGCGCCUUCUAUCGGCUUUCGCUUUCAGAGAUGUUUGUUCCGUACGGUGACCCUCGAAAUCCUAUCUACCGCAAGGGCGCUUUCGAUCUCGGCAAUGUGGGUGCUGGUGUCACGGCAAACAAUCUACAACUUGGCUGCGACUGCCUCGGCGUGAUCAAGUAUUUCGAUGGCUGUGUUGUGGCUGCUGAUGGUAGUCCUGCCCUUCGACCCAAUGCUAUCUGUUUGCACGAAAUCGACAAUGGAAUUCAGUGGAAGCACACGAACCACCGCACAGGAAAAGCCACGGUGGUGCGGAAGCGUCAGUUGGUCCUGCAGACUAUCAUCACCGUCGCCAACUACGAAUAUAUCUUCAUGUGGUAUUUUGAUCAGUCUGGAGAAAUCACCUUCGAGACCCGCGCCACUGGAAUUCUAUCUACUCAGCCGAUUGAUAAGGAUGCAAAGGUCCCGUGGGGCACUCGCGUCGCUGAUGGUGUCAUGGCUCCUUACCAUCAACACUUGUUCAACAUUCGUAUCGAUCCUGCUGUUGGGGGUCAUUCGAACAGUUUUGCGUCGACUGACUCUGUUCCGAUCCCGUGGGACGAUGACCUGAACCCUCUUGGCACGGGCUACGUCACUGAGGAGAAGAUUCUGGAUCGUGCUGGCCCUGUUGAAGACGACUUUUCCAAGGGUAGAGUAUUCAAGAUUUUAAAUGAAGGACUGCAGAACCCGAUCUCAUUGACCCCGAUCGGAUAUAAACUCGUUCCUAUUCGGUCUCAGUUACUUCUAGCCAGACCCGGUAGCUGGCACUGGCGCCGAUCUGAGUUCUGUGAGCAUUCCAUCUGGGUUACCAAGUACAAGGAUCGGCAGCUAUUCCCGGCCGGUGAUUACACCAACCAAUCGCUUGGGGGUACCGGCAUCAAGUCAUGGCUUGAGGCCCGUGAUAGUGUGCGAAAUGAGGACAUUGUCAUAUGGCAUACUUUCGGGUUCACGCACAACCCUCGUGUUGAGGACUUCCCCAUCAUGCCAGCUGAAAUCGCUCAGGUGCAUCUUAAGCCCUACAACUUUGCCCUAUACAACCCCACCAACGACGUGCCGCCUUCGAACCAGUUGGCCAACCAGAGUGUCGCUUAUCAAGCGCCGACUCAGUCCUUGUCGCCAGCUCAGACUCAAGAACAAAACAAGGCCACUGAUUGCUGCAAAAGCCAUUUAUGA